This is a messenger RNA of Zymoseptoria tritici IPO323, 345 nucleotides long. RefSeq lists its product as uncharacterized. Bases 1 to 345 code for a protein of 114 amino acids. Lineage: Eukaryota; Fungi; Ascomycota; Dothideomycetes; Mycosphaerellales; Mycosphaerellaceae. The transcript is spliced from 2 exons. The record is from RefSeq and is a predicted model, not a curated record.
AUGCCCAUCAGCAUCCAAACCAUCUUCAAGGUGUGCAGCGGAGGCUUCGCCCGGGUCGAGGAAAAAUCGCAUAGCCAGAUCGCAGCGCAAGCUCCCGCCGUCGCCGAGGUUGUUGUAGUGUCGGCAGUUAUUGAGAAGAAGCCCGCAGCGUCGCAGGCGAGAUUCCUCGAGUUGAACCGACAAUUCGGCGAGGAACUCGAGGUGAUCAAGGUGUUGCUGAAGGCACAGGAGGAGGAGUGGAGAGAGCAGGAGAAUCUGCCGGACAUGGGGGAGGAGAUGGCGGGAAUGGAGAAGGAGGAGAAGGAGAAGAAGAAGGAGGAGAGAGACGGGAAGGACGAGGAAUGA